CAAAACUAAAAUUUUUUUUUUAUUUUAAACUUCUACUUUCAUUUUAAACUAUUAUCGGCGAGAUGUCUCAACAACAACGAGACUCUGGAAUUGGAAAGGGGAAGGGGAAGGGCAAGGGCAAGGGAAAGGAGAAGGCCCCUAUUAAUCCUCUCGAUCAGGGCCUGGACGAGAUCGUGGCUGCCAACAAAGCCAACGCGUCCGCUCCACCCAAGCCUGCCGGGAACCCCCAACCCGCCGUAGCCCCUCUGGCCCGACAACGCGGUCGUAUCGCCCUAAGAGAUGCAGCCAACCGACCUCCGCUAGAAUCCGCUAGCGUUUCGGAGGUCCAGAGGACCUACAAGAACGGCCUGGUUACAGGUGUUUCCCUCCGUGGUGCCCCGGAAGCCACCAACUGGGAAGCCGUGGGUGCGGGAACUACCAUAGUCCGCGCCGAUAAUCCAGAGACCUUGGAGCGAGAGACGCGCAAUUACAACGAACGCAACCGCCGCUUCAAUCAUGGGAAUUAUAGGGAGACGUACGCCCUCUUUACCAUCAACAGACCCAAUGUUUUGGGUGACGCUCCCGGCUCUUCUCGCGCGCUGCCUCGUGCUUCCCGCGAGCCGCCUCGAAGACCCACCACCGCGCAGUCUCGCGCGCCACCUUCCGUCCCUUCUCCCGUUCCUGCUCGUCAUCACGAGGAAAGAAGGGCUAAGAAACAGCGCAAGAGGAAUGAUCGACGCCGAUAUGGUGGUGGAGCCUCAGUCCCCAGCAACCGAGGCGACGACGUCAACGACGUUGACGACGACGAAGGUUACGAGGAGGACGAGGAAGGUGAUGAUAGGAUGGAUUACGAGCCCGCUUCUCCCUCCACCCUAUCCAGCUACUAUUACGGACCGGGCGCCCUCUCAUCUGACCAACCUGCCGCCCCAUGCCAGCCCCCCGUCCCAUACCACCCCGACCCAUAUUAGCCCAGCCCAUACCAAGCUGCC
Annulohypoxylon maeteangense is the source of this 968-nucleotide messenger RNA. RefSeq lists its product as uncharacterized. The record is from RefSeq and is a predicted model, not a curated record. The coding region runs from base 63 to 947 and encodes 294 amino acids. The transcript has a single exon. NCBI's taxonomy places the organism in Eukaryota, Fungi, Ascomycota, Sordariomycetes, Xylariales, Hypoxylaceae.